AUGUUGAUGACAGAGUUUGGAGACAUCGUUGAUUGCAUUGACAUUUAUAAACAACCAGCCUUCGACCAUCUUUUACUAAAGAACCAUAAGUUGCAGGUUGCAGAAAUAUCUAUUCCAAAAAAUUAUGCUCCUUUGUAUAAAGUUAGCGGAAUAAAUAGCCUUUAUAAUCCAAGAGUGAGUGGAAAAGGUCAAAGCUCUAUAUCUCAUAUAUGGGUUGAAAAUGGACCUCUAGAAUCUACCAACAAAAUAGCUGCUGGAUGGCAUGUGGACCCAGCAAUAUAUGGUGAUACAAAGACCCAUUUUUUUGCAGCAUGGACGAGUGAUAAUUUUAAGAAGACAGGAUGCUACAAUGUUCAGUGUCGAGGUUUUGUUCAGAUUGAUAAAAAGAAUUUCCUUGGGGGAUAUUUCCCCAAGGUAGGUACCUAUGGUGGACCAACUUAUGAGGUUCUCAUCUCUAUUACUCAGGAUCCAAAGACAAAAAAUUGGUGGAUAAGUGCAGGAAAUGUAAACAUUGGAUAUUAUCCAGCAGCAUUGUUCACGAACUUGGGAUCGGCAUCGAUUGUUGGAUGGGGUGGGAGAACACAAGCUAAGGUUGGAAGUCCUAGUCCUCCAAUGGGAUCUGGGCAUUUUCCUGAUGGAAAGAAAGACCAUGCAUGUUAUUUUAGAUCUCCCAUGGUUCAAGACGCAUCGAGAGAAAUUUAUAGACCUGAAUCUAUUAUGACCAGAGCCUUUUCUGACAACACCAAAUGUUAUGAUGUUUAUUACUAUAAAGAUCAUGGAGGGGUUUAUGAUGAAGGUGUUAUUCAGUUUGGAGGGCCCGGAGACAAAUGUGGAACUUAA
Vigna umbellata (rice bean) is the source of this 840-nucleotide messenger RNA. The record is from RefSeq and is a predicted model, not a curated record. NCBI's taxonomy places the organism in Eukaryota, Viridiplantae, Streptophyta, Magnoliopsida, Fabales, Fabaceae.